Molecule: messenger RNA, 5463 nt
Organism: Anguilla rostrata (American eel)
Lineage: Eukaryota; Metazoa; Chordata; Actinopteri; Anguilliformes; Anguillidae
Product: multiple C2 and transmembrane domain-containing protein 1-like
Exons: 22
Coding region: 99-2858 (919 amino acids)
Biological process (GO): regulation of neurotransmitter secretion
Cellular component (GO): synaptic vesicle membrane
Molecular function (GO): calcium ion binding
Source: RefSeq, a predicted model, not a curated record
UUCUUGGCGCUGGUAAUCGAUCGGCGCACUGUUCCACUUCAUAGUGUCAUACCUUCUGCUGCACGCUUAACAGACUGGCUGGCUGCUGUUUGUGGAGCAUGGAGGAAAAAACAAGGGAUGACAAUAGUGCCAGAGAGCAAGAAGCGCUGUCCUAUCAGAAAAGGAUGUGGAAGAAUUUUCAAGAGAGAACCAAGCCGUUUUUAAGCCCUAAACUGGGCGCCGAACGUCGGAGUGCGGACGGGAAAAAGGAGACGGGAAUAUGGAUGUUUAGGAAGAAAAAGAAGCAGGUUUUGGACCGUGUCUUUUCAUCGUCCCAGCCAAAUCUUUGCUGCUCUGCCCCAGUGCCUCUUGCCGGCGACAAGCCCCUCUGCGGUAAACCGGACCCUAGUUCCAGUCAAGGACAGGCGCUGCACCCGCUCGAAACCACGGCCGUAGAGACCGCCGCGAAAUAUGAGCUGCCGGGACAUGGAAGCCCAAAGCAUAUCGUGUCUCAUUUGGUGUUGUCCCACCAGAAAAGCUCGUCACUUGGGUCGGCUUGCUUUGAGAAAUUGGUGGUGGGUGACUCUGGCGCCGGCGGCGCAGAGGAACAGCUGCGUAAGAACGCCAGCGAUUCUGGCAUCAACAUAGUUGGACCAAGUAAUGUGUUGCCCUUGCCUGCCAAUCUGGGAAUGUACCAGCUGGACAUUGUGCUGAAGAGGGGAAAUAAUCUGGCCAUACGGGACCGGGGAGGAACAAGCGAUCCGUAUGUGAAGUUCAAGAUCGCGGGGAGGGAGGUGUUCCGCAGCCGGACGAUCAACAAGAACCUGAACCCCGUGUGGGAGGAGAGCGUGUCCCUGCUGGUGGACAACCUACAGGAGCCGCUCUACGUCAAGGUUUUUGACUAUGACUUUGGUCUUCAAGAUGACUUCAUGGGUUCGGCCUACCUGUACCUUGAAUCCCUGGAGCAUAAAAGGACCCUGGAUGUGACCUUAGAACUGAAGGAUCCCCAGUACCAGGACCAUGACCUGGGGACCCUGGAUCUGGCCAUCACAGUGCUGCCCAAAGAAGGGGACUUCAGAGAGGCAAGCAUGCUAUUGAGGAGGAGCUGGAAAAGAUCCUGUAAGCAGCCGCACCAGAGCAUGCGCCUGUCUGACGUGCACCGUAAGGCCCAGCUGUGGAGGGGCAUCGUCAGCAUCAGCCUCAUCGAGGGCCGCGACCUCCAGCCCAUGGACUCCAACGGCUUCAGCGACCCCUACGUCAAGUUCCGCCUCGGAAACCAGAAAUACAGCAGCAAGACUAUACCCAAAACCCUGAACCCCCAGUGGAGGGAGCAGUUUGACUUUCACCUGUACGAGGAGCUGGGCGGGAUCGUUGACAUCACUGUCUGGGACAAAGAUGCAGGCAAAAAGGAUGAUUUUAUGGGCAGGUGUCAGGUGGACCUGUCAGCCCUCAGUAAGGAACAGACCCACAAGUUGGACAUCCCCCUGGAGGAGGGCGAGGGCAUGCUGGUGCUGCUGGUCACGCUCACUGCCUCCGCCGCCGUCUCCAUCUCCGAGCUGUCCGUCAACAUCCUGGACGACCCCGACGAGCGCCGGGAGAUCCUCAACCGCUACAGCCUGCUGCGGUCCUUCCACAACCUGAAGGAUGUGGGCGUGGUCCAGGUGAAGGUCAUCCGCGCCGAGGGGCUGAUGGCAGCCGAUGUCACCGGCAAGAGUGACCCCUUCUGCGUUGUCGAGCUGAGCAACGACCGUCUGCUGACGCACACCGUCUACAAGAACCUCAAUCCGGAGUGGAACAAGGUCUUCACCUUCAAUGUGAAAGACAUCCAUUCAGUGCUGGAAGUCACAGUCUUCGACGAAGACCGGGACAGAAGUGCCGACUUCCUGGGAAAAGUGGCCAUCCCCUUGUUAAGAAUUCAAAAUGGUGAACGGAAAGCUUACGUCUUGAAAAACAAGGAGCUGACAGGGCCAACAAAGGGGGUCAUCUUUCUCGAAAUAGACGUGAUUUUUAAUGCUGUGAAAGCUGGUCUCAGAACCCUGAUACCGAUAGAACAGAAGUACAUUGAAGAAGAGCCCAAAGUCUCGAAACAGUUGCUGCUGCAGAACUUCAACCGGGUGAGACGCGGCGUCUUGUUCCUCAUCAACGUGGGCUGCUACAUCAACAGCUGCUUCGAGUGGGAGUCCCCCCAGAGGAGCAUCUGCGCCUUCCUGCUCUUUAUUGUGGUGGUGUGGAACUUUGAGCUCUACAUGAUUCCGCUGGUGUUGCUGCUGCCUCUGGCCUGGAACUACAUCCUGAUUGCCUCGGGGAAGGACACCAGGCUGGGCGAUGUGCAAGCACUGGAGGAUCUGCUGGAGGACGCAGAGGAGGAGUUUGACAAAGAUGACAAGGUCCCAGGUUCUUUUCCCCCCGAAGGUGCCGAUCUGCCCGCAAGCCGUAUCCUUGAGGAUAUAUUGGCUUCCUGGCACUUUGAGUGGAUACACGUGAUGGUGGACUCGAAGAGAAAGGGCUUCAUGAACAAGCUGUACGCCAUCCAGGACGUGUGCAUCAGCGUGCAGAAUGCCCUGGAUGAGGUGGCCUCCUAUGGAGAGAGGAUAAAGAACACUUUUAAUUGGACUGUGCCUUUCCUGAGCUGGCUGGCCAUCGUGGCUCUCUGUGUGGCCACUGUGGCCAUAUACGUCAUCCCCCUCAGAUACAUAGUGCUGGCCUGGGGUGUGAAUAAAUUCACCAAGAAGCUGCGUGACCCCUACACAAUCGAUAACAACGAGCUGCUGGACUUCCUCUCCAGGGUUCCUUCAGAUGUCCAAAUGGUGCAGUACCAAGAGCUGAAACUGGACCCCAGUCAGAGCCCAAAUAAAAGGAAGAAAAACAAUCCCGGGUAGGCCUCUUCCUCCGCCCUGGGACUCCUCCGCUCUCCUCGCUGAGAAGGGGGAGAGGUGGUCCGGACCAGCUUCACACACCCCACUCUUCAUUUUCUCGUUCAUUUCAUUUCAUCUUUUUUUUUCCUCCCACAGUUGUAAAUGAUGUACGAGCUCAUACAAUUUUAUCAUUGUGUAAAAGAAGAGCAGGAUAGCUUUUUAUCAUUGACAUUAUUAAUUCCGUUUGUUUGUUUACUCACGCCGGUAGGUGUGUGGGCAGGCAGGCAGGUGGGCGGGCGGGGGUACGGAAUUGGUACUUGACCCCUUUCGGAAGCGCACGAUCGAUUUUUGCGGGUCGUUGGUUUCACGGAUUUAAAAUCCCGACUUCCACCUUCCGACACCCCCCCUCCCCCUUCCGCCAUGUGACCCCCGGAAACACUCCACUGACGUCGAACGGCAGGUUCAGCCGGAAGAUUUGUGACAGGCGGGCCGUGGCGACGUUUAAUCCGCUCCCGAAAACGAGCUCGGCGGUCACAUGCCAAUUCCACCUGUCCCGGCGACACGGGGGGGUCAUUUUCCUCCUCGAGCCAAAAACGGUCUUUAAGUGAUAGCAAGUCUCACCUCUGAGGAAAAACAGGUCUGCUUACUGCUCAGUGCGUGGCACUAUUUGUCAAAUGUUCAUUAGAAUGUUAGAGUAGAAAUUUUUUUAAAGUUAAACCGAGGCCUAUGGCAUUCUACUAGCCAAAAUGACAGCGAGGUAGGGGAGAAAAACAAACAAACCCUUUUUUUUUACCCCUCAGUUAGUGACAGUCAUACCCUGUGGUCUUGGAUUGUUCUUUAUGAUUUGUCAUGCAGUAGAUGAAACCAGUUUUUCUUAAGUACAUUAUGAAAAAUAUAUAUAUUUUAAAGUAUACGUAAGGGCUCUGUUUUAGACUUUUAACUUUUAAUAACAGGCAGGCGGUUUAAAACGCCUGUAACCCACACACAAACACUUCUUUUACAAGAGCGGGCCUGGGUUUUUACAAAUGAGCUGCCAGUUCAGCUGGAGUUGAAAAAGCAGCGAUGGCCAUCACCGUGAAGCUCCAGCCGCAACGCCUCACUUGCUGUCCACUCACACAGGAAACCUUUCUUCAGCCAUUUUGAUUUCUUUCAGCUGCUUUUCUAAAAUAGCUCCGGCUCCUCUUUUAACGAGCUACCAAACGGAACAUUCCGGAAGCCGAAAUUUCCACUGGCCUUUCCAGUCCGUCUGCAUGACGACCUACGGUCUUCCCCCCCCACAGAGAAAAUAUCCAUUUUUAAAUAUGCUAGAGAAUCUCUGGUAUUUGUAAUGUGUCGUGUCUUGUAUGAAUCUCCGAAACCUCUCCCUAUUCAUUUCGGACGAAAAGGAAAUGUCACGGCUGUGAUGGAGUGCGCGGUACCGAUGGCGUCUGCGUUUUUCCUGUUGCUUAACGUGGCCUCCUCAGCCCUGACUGGAGUUGCUGCUAACCCACACCCACAGCAGCACUGCUGGGCUGGGUACAGUAGCCAGGCUCACACGCGAUCACCCCGGUUGGGUUUGAUAGAGAUGUCCCUCACCGAGAGAGAGAGAGCGAGAGAGAGAGAGAGGCGGCAAGCUCGGCAAUCUCGUUUCAAAAAAGCCGCCGUCCUUGUUGCUCGCCCCCCCCCGGUGCGCGCGUGGGGGCACUGGACAGCAGGCUCCGGCCCUCCGCCACUCACCCGGGGGACAGCGCCAUCAGGGCCAGCCCCACCUCGCGUCCCCCAAAUAAACCCAACUUCGAUCUGCUCUUUUGAGAAAACGUUCGCGUGCCUGGGAGCGCUCGCUCUCUCCGAGCCGCCCCUUUGCCGCCGCGUUCAACGGCGGUUCUUCGGUCGCCACGGAAACCGCCGGGGCGGUGAACCGCGUCAUGAAGACCGGGUUUUUAUUUCUUUCUUUUUGGCGUGGGGACAGAGACGGACAGAAGGACAAAACGGACGGACCGUGAGAGAACGCCCCAGCCGCGGUUCAGCGGGCAGAGGAGCGGGCCUGUUGUUCUGGAGGAUUCCGGGCCCCGCUUUUUCCAUCCCUCUCUCCCUCUCUCUCCAUCUCUCCGUUUGUUCUUCUGUUGCUCUUCCCUUUCAUGUGCCCGCGAGCGAGGUCAGGCCGCAGUCUGCGGAGGUCUCUCUGGGGUUUCGCUGGGAGCAUCUGUGGAAAGAUCACAGCGCAAAGCUGCAGGAGAGGACCGUCCCACAGCUUCCUGCGCUUCCCAGACAGAGAGAGAGAAAUGGGAAAAGCAGGGCCCUUUGGCCCUCUUGCAUUACAUCUGCAAACACGCAGUAAAGCGGACACUGCUUUGAAGAGCACCUACCCCCCUGCCCCCUGCCCCCUCCCACCCCCCCACCCCCACCCCCAAAAUGAUCCCUAGAAGACAAAGAAAACAAAAAAAAAAAUUACCCCCUCCAGGUUACGUACUAUUUUCCUACUUCUUGAAAGGGACGCAUUUGAACUUGAAUGUGUGUCUGUCUGUAUGUAUGUAUUUAUUUUCAGUCAAUGUUCGAUGGGUGUACUGUGUCGUCUUGCAUCCGAAUGCUUGUUUUUCUUUUUUAAACGUAUGCUAUGUUUGCAAGCAAACCAAAGUGGGAACUUUGAUUU